Molecule: messenger RNA, 582 nt
Organism: Macadamia integrifolia
Lineage: Eukaryota; Viridiplantae; Streptophyta; Magnoliopsida; Proteales; Proteaceae
Product: 60S ribosomal protein L44
Exons: 4
Coding region: 147-464 (105 amino acids)
Biological process (GO): translation
Cellular component (GO): cytosolic large ribosomal subunit; ribosome
Molecular function (GO): structural constituent of ribosome
Source: RefSeq, a predicted model, not a curated record
AAAUUUUCUCACUUCAACCCUAACUUAUCCUCUUAUAAAGUGUUACUUACGUUCGCUCGCUCGAUCCUUUCCUCUAGGGUUUGCUAAAGGAGGGAGGGAAGCUCACAAGUUCUAAACCCUCACGGUCAUCGGAUUCGUUUGCAGAGAUGGUGAACGUACCAAAGACUAAGAAGACAUACUGCAAGAGUAAGGAGUGCAGAAAACACACUCUGCACAAGGUCACCCAGUACAAGAAGGGUAAGGAUAGCCUUGCUGCCCAGGGUAAGAGACGUUAUGAUCGUAAGCAGUCAGGUUAUGGAGGACAAACCAAGCCCGUCUUUCACAAGAAGGCUAAAACUACCAAGAAGAUCGUGCUGAGGUUGCAAUGCCAGGGUUGCAAGCAUGUGUCUCAGCACCCCAUCAAGAGGUGCAAGCAUUUUGAGAUUGGUGGGGACAAGAAGGGAAAGGGAACUUCACUUUUCUAGAUGGGUUUUUGUGGUCAUUCAGUAUCACUUAUUUGUUCAUGUUUAGUAAGACAAUUAUUAGAUCUUUAAUAUUUUUGAAGACUUUCGCUCAAAGAAACGUAGCAGUGUUAGCAACCAA